Pipistrellus nathusii (Nathusius's pipistrelle) is the source of this 3570-nucleotide messenger RNA. The record is from the annotation of a GenBank genome assembly. NCBI's taxonomy places the organism in Eukaryota, Metazoa, Chordata, Mammalia, Chiroptera, Vespertilionidae.
AUGGACAGACCGGGCACGGUGGCCACACAACUGCAGGAGUGCCUGCACCUGCUGCAGCAGCUGGCAGAGGCUCCGGGCGCACCUGCACGGAACCAGAGCAGGGAUGAAGACCAGCCGCAAGAAGCUGCACUCCCGGACGAGCUGCGGACCCUCCUGCAGGAGGCCAAGGGCAUGGCGUGGCCCUUUGUGCCCGAGAAGUGGCAGUACAAGCCCGCCGCGGGCCCCGAGGACAGAGCCAACCUGCAGGGCCUGGUGGGCGCCGGGCUGCAGCAGCUGCUGGUGUCCCUGAAGGUCGCCAUCCUCGACGGGGACGGUGCCACGGCAGCAGCCAUCCUGUUCCUGAGUGACCGGCUCCUCUAUGGGCUCGACAUGUCCCACCAGCUCCUACGGGUGGCCAAGGCGCUGCACCGGCUGUGGCCCGCCACACCCAUGGCCCCGCAGCUGGUCAUCCGUCAGGCCCGCGUGGCACUCAAUGCAGGGAAACUUUUAAAAGCCGAGUACAUCCUGAGCAGUUUGAUCCGCAACGAGGGAGCUGCAGGCUCCUGGCUGUACAGACACGAGAGCGACAGGGUCCUGGUGCAGUCCGUGUGCGUGCAGAUUCGAGGGCAGAUCCUGCAGAAGCUGGGGAUGUGGCAUGAAGCCGCGGAGCUCCUUGGGACCUCGAUUGUGGGCUUCCUGGCGCUCCCUCAGCCGGAUAAGAAGGGCAUCUCCGCCUCCCUGGGGAUCCUGGCCGACAUCUGUGCGUCCAUGAGCGAGCAAGACUACGAGAAGUUUAAAAACCACCCCCACGUGGCCCUGGACCUGACAAGGGACUGUGCCCACCGCCUGCUGUUGGCCGCUGAAGCCUGCAAGCUGGCUGCCGCCUUCAGCCCCUACACGCCCCUCUUCGUGCUCUCAGCCAUGAACAUCCGGGGCGCGUGCCUGCUGUCCUACGCCAGUGCGGGCGCCUGUCCCCCCGGGGCGCGGUCGGCGUGUCUGCGAGACGCCAGGGAGGCCUUUGAGAUCGGCCUCCUCACCCAGCGCGGGGACCAGCCAGCGCCCGGGCGGCAGGGGCUGCACGGCCUCCUCCGGGCCGCGCUGGGCCUGUGCACGGCGCACCGCCGGCUCCACGGGGACACGGGCCCGGGCCGCGCCGCCCGCCGGCUCUGCCGCGAGGCCACGGGGAAGCUGUACGCCCUGGGCGCGGCCACGGCCCCGGACCCGGCGCCGCUCUCCCGGGAGGUCCUGCGUGGCGUCGCGCAGGUGAAGGACCUGCUGCCGGUUCGCAGCUGCCCGAGUCGGGAAGCCGGGGCGUACGUCCCUGCGGCCUUCAUGCGAGGGCUGGACAGGCCCCUCCUGCGGGGCCACGUGGCCUUCCGGACGGCCCUCCAGGCCCACGCGCAGCACCACGCCUCGGUGUGUGGGGCGUUUGAAAGCUUCUGUGGAAACAAGAGAAAUGAACAGAAGGAUCCGGACACAGGCGUCUGCAUCACGGCACUGAAAACAGACACCAGGGGCCCGGACACCGCCAGUGCUGAGGUGGGGCCGGGGCGUCCCCCGGGCGGGGGGCUGUCUCCCUCCCGGGCCGCUGAGAGGGGUCUGGAGGCGCCCCCGCGGGCGGGGAGGAGGGACUGGAUCCACCCGGACCCAGACGUGGAGACUGAGGCUGGGUCACAAGGCCACAGCAGCGGGGACACGGCUCCGAGCGGCAGCCGGAGCUCCAGCCCCUGGAGUAGGCUGUCGGGACGCAGCUUCUCCUCCAGCUGGGAGGAGGUGGACACCCACUUGGACAGCAGGUCCCCCGGCCGGGGAUGCCCCGUGGACACUCGGGGGCCUGCUGCCAAGGCGGGCGGGCCGGGCAGCCCUGGGAACAGCGCGGCUCUGUGUGCUCUGACUUCGGAGCUUCGAGGUCUCUCUUUCCCGGAGCCCGAGGAUGGCCCUUCCGAGUCCUCGGCCACCUGCCCUCCUGGGAGCACCGCGGGCGCUCACGUGCCCUCCGGGGCGGGGCUGGCAGAGGGAGGCCCAGAGGCGAGGCAGGCAGGCACAGCCCCAGGCCCCGGAGGAGCCUCCGCUCAGGCCAGGCCCUCACUGGGGUCUGCGUUCGGGUCUUCUGGUUCCCGUUGGCCCCAGAGUGUGGCCACACAGCCUUCACUCCAAGAAGAAGAAACCUUUGAGAUCCUGGAUGAGUGCCCGGCAGCCGGUGGCGGUGCCGCACACGGGGCUGGAGAGGAGCUGGGAGCGGGACGCACGCGAGUAGCCGGCCCUGCGUGUAAAGGGGGGCCCUCCCGGGGACCCCCGGAAGAGGCCGUGGAAUCCCACAGAGUCCUGGGCGAUUCUCUGGGUGCAAGCGCCGCAAUGGCACGUCACGCUGCCAUGUCUCCGUGGCCUGCUCAACAUCUGGAAUCAGCACCCAGCGGGGGCCCCGUCCAAGAGCAGCAGGUGGACCCUGAUGCCUCCACUGUGGACGAGGGGGGACAGCUGCUGGACCCCACCGGGCCGCGUGGCUGCCCCGGGCCGUGCACUGCGAGGCCGCCCCCUGCCUCCAGGAGCCAAGAGGCCUGCACCACCACAGAGGAGGGGGACGAGCCCGCCCACGUGCCCAGCCUCAGCGGCAGCGGGAGCUCCGGCUCCUCCUGGGGCAGCUGGUGGAGGCCGCCCACGGUGUCCAGCGGGUCCUCCGAGCGGAGCAAGCCCUGGUCCUUCCUGAACGCCAGCGGGAGUUCCUUCACGUCUUUGGCGGGAGAGACGCGGCAAGAGAUGCUCGAGGCUCGCACACUGCAGCCCCGUGACCUGGAACAGCUCCUGGCAGGCGUGACACAUGACUGGCUGCUCCAGAGGCUGGAGGGCACCGGGGUGUUUAGGCCCAGCCAGCUGCACCAGGCGUAUGAUGCUCUUUUGUUGAAAUAUUCCAAGAAAUCGGAACUGUGGACGGCCCAGGAGACUGCUGUGUACCUGGGGGACUACCUGAAGGUGACGAAGAUGGGCAGACAGAGAAACGCCUUUUGGGUUCAUUAUCUCCACCAAGAAGAAGCGCUGGGAAGGUACGUUGGGAAGGCGUAUAAGGAGCCGAAGGCGCUGUGGCUGCACUUCUCCGACGUGGAGCGCCAGGGGACCGCCCAGCACUACGUGACGGAGUUCAACAAGCGGCUCUUUGAGCAGCAGAUCCCCACCCAGCUCUUCUACGUGCCCUCCGCGGCGUUGCUGAUUUUAGAGGACGAGAUGAUAAAAGGGUGUGUCAGUGUGGAGCCUUACAUUCUGGGGGAGUUUGUAAAAUUAUCCAAUAACACAAAAGUGGUGAAGACAGAGUACAAAGCCACCGAAUUCGGCUUGGCUUUCGGCCACUUCUCCUACGAGUUUUCCAACCGCCAGGAUGUCGUCGUAGACUUACAAGGCUGGGUGACUGGCGACGGGAAGGGGCUGCUCUACCUGACGGACCCCCAGAUCCACUCGCUGGGCCGCAGAGAGGUCACCACCAACUUCGGGGAAAGGGGCAUCUCUUACUUCUUCGACCACCAGCACGCACAGUGCAAUGACAUCUGCAGGCGUCUCUCUCUGACAAGACCGCCGACUGAGACACCGAACAGCCUGUAG